Pestalotiopsis fici W106-1 is the source of this 1614-nucleotide messenger RNA. RefSeq lists its product as uncharacterized. The transcript is spliced from 2 exons. NCBI's taxonomy places the organism in Eukaryota, Fungi, Ascomycota, Sordariomycetes, Amphisphaeriales, Sporocadaceae. The coding region runs from base 1 to 1614 and encodes 537 amino acids. The record is from RefSeq and is a predicted model, not a curated record.
AUGACUGUCAACGAUAUUGCCCCUCCAGCUAUAUGGUCGACCAUUGUCGACACCCGAGCAGCAGAAACGCCAAGCCGGGUUUUCUGCGAAAUUCUCGAGGCGGAUUGGCGCGACAGAGGGCCACGGGAGAUCACAUAUGCACAAUUUGCCAGAGCCGUGAACCGGGCCUGUUGGUGGCUCGAGAAUGAGUUUGGUGCUGCCAAAGACUUUGACGCCUUUACCUACGUUGGAGAUAAUGAUCUUCGUUAUACCAUCAUCAUGAUUGCUGCUCAAAAGUCUGAACGUACCAUGGUCAUUGCAGAGCUAAGCCGCUUGACCCACGAGGCACUGCUCAAACUGUUGGAAACGACAAAAUGUUUCCGCUGGCUCGGCGGUUCAGAGGAUCAAACAGCUUUGGGCAAGAAGCUGAUAGACGAGAGGCCAGGCACUCAGCUUUACACUUUGCCGCCCCUGGAGCACUGGCUUGAUGCUAGCGACGUUCCCAAUUAUCCAUUCACCAAGACGUGGGAAGAGGCCAAGCCACAUCCGGCAUUCGUUAUACACUCUUCAGGCACGACGGGAAUUCCCAAGCCGCUUCGACACACUCUCGAAUCCGUGUCUACCAAUGACAUGAUUCAUCGUUAUCCAGACGGGUCUGUAGAAAACCCAGAGAACGGCUUCAGCCCGAUGCGCGGCUCCAGAAUGAUUUGGGCAGCGCCUCCUCAGUGGAUGGGAGGCAUCUGGGGGCACUUGUUUGCACCGCUCUUUUACGACGGCAUUCCCGUAUGGCCACCCGUCGACCACGGAGCCCUUUCACCGGUGCCCGUGGUCAUGGAGAUGUUGGAAAAAGUUCAGCCCGACGGCGCCUUUUUCGUGCCCAGCAUGGCCCGGGACCUGUGCCAGCAGCCCGCCGCCCUGGCGCGGAUCAAGCAGCUCCAGUUCCUCGUGUACGGCGGCGCGCCCCUCGACGGCUGGGUAGGCGACCUGCUGUGCACCGAGCUGCGGCUCGUCGUGGGCGUGGGCUCGACCGAGUGCGGCCUGUGGCCGCUGCGCACCCUCGCCGACCCCCGGGACUGGCGCUACUACCACCUGGACCCGCGCCUGGGCUACCGGCUCGACCACUACCAGGACGACAUGUACGAGGUGGUGCUGGAGAGGAGGCCAGAGUACCGCCGGCACCAGGGCGUCUUUGUCAUGUUUCCUGACCUCGACGUCUGGCACACCAAUGACUUGUACUCGCCACACCCCACCAAGCCGGGGUUGUUACGCUACCGAGGUCGAAAAGACGAUCUGGUCAAGUUGGUGUGGCUGACCAAGGUGCGGGCCGGCGACAUGGAGAGUGCGCUGGUGCGUGACCCUAGGAUCAGCAAUGCCAUGGUGGGUGGGGAGGGGAAACCGACACCGUUUGUGAUUCUCCAGCUCUCUGAGGAUGUGAGAAACUUUGACGAGGAGGAUAUUUGGAAUAUUGUGAGGACGCUCAACGAGAAGCAUUCGGCCGAGGUUCAUCUACCGCGCCAGAAUAUCUUGGUGGCGGCCAAAGAUAAACCUCUGCGGAGGCUGGGCAAAGGGACGUUGGACCGGAGAGGUAUUUUGGCGGAUUAUGGACAUGAAAUUUCUAAACUGUAUGAUGUGUGA